AUGUCGUGUCGUCGUGUGGCGCGACAUCAGAUGAUGUGGUAUAAUCAUACAAAUUGGACCAUGACGUGUCGGUCCGAGGUGACAUUUCGCCCUUUUCAACUGCCUCAGGCCGGCUCGAGUUUAUUCUCAAUUUCUGGCUCGAUUUGCCUCCACGUUGGUCUCGACGUUGGUCGCGACGUUGGCCUCGAGGUGUGUUGUCUUCCACCCCAACCAGGCUGGACGCCAAUCAGCAUGAAGACAAAGACAAACGGAAACAGCAUCAGUCUAUCCAUGCACACCAGCAUAGCUAGACGCAGCAGCAUAUGGUUGCCGAGUGUCUACAACAGCAUGAAUGCACACACAAAAACACACACAUGCUUGGUUGUGUGCAGCCGUGGGCCUACAGGCAACAUCACCUCUUCACAACUUUACAGCUUUACAACUUUACAACUUUACAACUUCACAACUUCACUUGCACUGCCCAACAGCCCGUCUCCAAGCGACGUAAGGCCAAGUGCUAUUCUGUACCGUGUCUGCUGGACUGAUCUGUCUUUUCAUGGCCCUCUCUCACAACCUCUCACAACCUCUGCCCAACUCUUCUGA
Messenger RNA from Protopolystoma xenopodis, 582 nucleotides. The record is from the annotation of a GenBank genome assembly. Lineage: Eukaryota; Metazoa; Platyhelminthes; Monogenea; Polystomatidea; Polystomatidae.